Toxotes jaculatrix (banded archerfish) is the source of this 7260-nucleotide messenger RNA. RefSeq names its product copine-8. The record is from RefSeq and is a predicted model, not a curated record. Gene Ontology annotation, cellular component: plasma membrane. Gene Ontology annotation, molecular function: calcium-dependent phospholipid binding. The transcript has 20 exons. Lineage: Eukaryota; Metazoa; Chordata; Actinopteri; Toxotidae. Bases 78 to 1772 code for a protein of 564 amino acids. Gene Ontology annotation, biological process: cellular response to calcium ion.
CCUCCUUCGCAGCGCAUAUAAACACGGGGUGGGGGGGAGAGAGAAAUAGGAAAAGGCAAAAAACACAUUUCGACAGGAUGAACAACAGUUUCCUAAACAUGGCGUCGAUAGGCGACUUCGACCCGCUCAACGCGUCUAUUCCAGCCACCAAAGUUGAAAUCACAGUGUCCUGCAGAAACCUGCUGGACAGGGACACCUUCUCCAAAUCAGACCCAAUUUGUGUUCUCUACACACAAGGUAUGGGCAACAAGGAGUGGAGAGAGUUUGGGAGAACAGAGGUGAUUGACAACACGCUAAACCCAGACUUUGUGCGGAAAUUCAUUUUGGACUACUUCUUUGAAGAGCGGCAGAACCUCCGAUUUGACUUGUAUGAUGUUGACUCCAAGAGUGCCAACCUGUCAAAACACGAUUUUCUGGGCCAGGCCUACUGUACUCUCGGAGAGGUGGUCGGUUCAUUGGGCGGUCGUUUGGAAAAAGCUCUAGGAGGGAUUCCUGGGAAGAAAUGCGGGACCAUUAUUGUGAAGGCAGAGGAGCUGAACAACUGCAGGGAAUCAGUGAUGAUGCAGUUCUGCGGGAACAAGCUGGACAAAAAGGAUUUCUUCGGCAAGUCUGACCCAUUCCUGGUCUUCUACAGGAGCAACGAGGACGGCACGUUUACCAUCUGCCACAAGACAGAGGUGGUGAAGAACACGCUGAACCCGGUGUGGCAGGCCUUCAAGAUCCCUGUUCGGGCUCUUUGCAAUGGUGAUUAUGACAGAACAAUCAAGGUGGAGGUGUACGACUGGGACAGAGAUGGCAGUCAUGACUUUAUUGGAGAGUUCAGCACCAGCUACAGAGAACUAUCCAGAGGGCAGAGCCAGUUCAACGUCUAUGAGGUGAUAAAUCCGAAGAAGAAAGGGAAGAAGAAAAAUUACCUGAACUCUGGAACGGUAACGCUGCUGUCAUUCCUGGUGGACAUUGAAGUCACCUUCCUGGACUACAUCAAAGGAGGGACCCAGAUUAACUUCACCGUGGCCAUUGAUUUCACAGCUUCCAAUGGUAACCCAGCCCAGCCCACCUCACUCCACUACAUGAGUCCCUACCAGCUGAAUGCCUACGCCAUGGCCCUGAAAGCAGUAGGGGAGAUCAUCCAGGACUACGACAGUGAUAAGAUGUUCCCCGCUCUGGGCUUCGGAGCCAAGCUACCACCUGACGGCCGGGUAUCCCACGAGUUUGCCUUGAACGGGAAUCCUCAGAACCCAUACUGUACAGGUAUUGACGGUGUGAUGGAUGCCUACUACCAGAGUCUGAAGUCAGUUCAGCUCUACGGACCCACCAACUUCUCCCCUGUCAUCAACCAUGUGGCCAGGUACGCAGCUUCAGUGAAGGAUGGCUCCCAGUACUUUGUGCUCCUCAUCAUCACAGACGGCGUCAUCUCAGACAUGGCCCAGACCAAGGAGUCUAUUGUCAACGCCUCUUGUCUGCCGAUGUCAAUCAUCAUUGUGGGGGUGGGACCUGCAGAAUUUGAUGCCAUGAUUGAAUUGGACGGCGAUGAAGUCAGAAUUUCAUCCAGAGGAAGAUACGCUGAGAGAGACAUCGUUCAGUUUGUCCCAUUCAGGGACUACAUCGACCGGACUGGGAACCACAUCCUGAGCAUGGCCCGGCUCGCCAAAGACGUCUUGGCCGAGAUCCCCGACCAGUUCCUCUCCUACAUGAGGACCCGUGGGAUCAAACCGUCGCCGGCACCGCCACCCUACACACCACCAGGCCAACCCCUCCAAACGCAGAUAUGAGUAGCGAUGUGGAGAAAGGUUUUCGGAGUCAGGGGUCAACCUAACGGACUUAACGCGCGAAGUACUUCCAUUUCCUUAAAGCCGCUCUCCAUGCCUUGUCGUCGUGGAUCACGGUGGUCUUUCUUGUGUUCAGGAAGCUGCAUGUCGGGCCAAGAGAGUGUUGCUUUGAGGGCAGGAAAAGCCAAUGAGAGUCUGUUUACUUCCACUGUCAAGCAUUCCUGUUGCUGUCUGGAUUUUUUUUUUUUUUUUUUUGUGAGUGUGUGUCUGUGUGUGUUGCCUGGGAAACUCGGACAGGCGAGUUUGGAGAGAGUUUGGAGAGUCUGGAUUCAAGCGGGGAGUGAUCUUGUCUGCCUGAUCCACCUGAUGAAGGAAGGAAGGGAGGAGGAAAGGAAUGAAGGAAAAGAGGAAUGAAGGGCCGUUCUUUAGAAACACUGUAAAGAGAAUGUCUCCAGACAAAACAAAGGAAUCACUUGAUCUUAAAUGAACACUGACUUCUCCUGUAAAUAACUGGACAUAUGUAACUUCUUCUCUCUCUCUCUCUCUCUCUCUCUCUCUCUCUCUCUCUCUCUCUCUCUCUCUCUCCAGCUCACUCAUUGUUUACAGUAAAUGCUAACAAGGAUUUUUACUGUUGAUACUUUUAUAUUCACAUAGUUUCAGUAUGAAGCUUGUUAUACUCUGAUUCUCUAAUACUCUCUAAUGUAACUCUCUAAUGUAACUCUCUCUCUCUCUCUCUCUCUCUCUCUCUCUCUCUCUCUCUCUCUCUCUCUCUCUCUCUCUCUCUCUUUCCUGGCAUGUGUGUCAGGUAGCAGCAGUGCAGGUCCUGGUAGCCCUUCUGUACCGUACCGUACCGUGCUGUACCGUACCGUACUGUAUUCUAGUGUUUGUAUUAACCUUUUGCAUGAGUGUAGCCUCAGUCAAGUGCAUGCAUUUAGUGGCCCUGCACUACCUCUUCUACCCAUCUGUCCGUCCGUCUGUGGCGGGUGAGUGUCUGUCUGCCUGUUUCUCUAACUGUCACUUCACCCUGUCUGUCUGUCUGUCUGUCUGCACUGCUCUCAGGCCUGAGAAGUCAAACUGUCUCCCUGUUCCAGCCUCUCUUCCUGUCUAUCUCUUUCUUUCCUUUCUUUUGUGCCUCUGUCACUUUUACUAGCUGUGUUUCCAUCCAACUUUUUUUUAAAAGUUUUAAUAGAAGAGAUGAAUGAAAAAUACAACAUACUUAUGCUUUUUAUGCAAAUACAACUCAUUUUUGGUUCACUUCCCAUGAUCAGACCUUCAGAUUGACUCCAUAACAGUUAACGAUUUAAUAUUUGGGCAUUCUGAUAUGUAAAAUAUAUCAGUCCUAAUUUUUUUUUUAGAAAUGUGAUAUCCCUGUAUAAGGUUUCCAUUGUCUUCAGGAGCCAGAAUGUGCAUUAUGAUCGUUAUCUCCAAGUGCAUUUGUUGUUUCUUUGAAAGAAAAAACGAAACACAGCCAACAUUAACAACAGCUUUUUUACAUUUGAAAGGCCAGUGUGUUUGUUCUAGCCAAGAUUCAAAUCAUGCAGUUUGUGUUUUUGAAUAUUUGAAUUAUAUUUUUGCGAAGCAUUUAUUGACUGUUGAAUGGCAACAUAGCUCCACUCUCUCUCUCUCUUUCUCUCUCUCUCUUUCUGUCUCUGUCUCUGUCCUCCAAACUGCCUUGGCAAUAGGAUGCCCACGUGCCCAGGGGUUUCGUCUCAUUGUGUCGUCUAACACCCACAUCCCUGCCCCGUGUUAAAAACGACAGCAGCUGCUCUCAAACAGAAAACUGUUUGAGCAAAAAGAGCCCAGUGGUCAAAAAUGCAGAGAAAAACACACUUUCCCUAUGUUUGCUUUUUUGUUCCAUUUUAUUUUUAAUUAGUUUUGUGUGUGUGUGUGUGUGUGUGUAAAUUUUAAUUGCACCUUUGAUAUAGCUUUUUCUAUGUUUGUUUCUAUGAUGUAUGUGUGCCAAUCAUAUGUGAAAGGACGAUUUGUGUGAUUUCUGUCAGUCAGCGACAACGUCCGACAAGUUCCCAAUUUAACAUCGAAUGAUCGUUUCUAGUGAAGAAUGAGAGGAUUUGUGUUGUAAUGACUGUGUGUUUCAGUGGUGAGUGGUCAUGAUGAUGUGAAUGAGAUGUGAGAUUAUCUGACUAUGAAACAGCUAUUUCUUUUAAAACAACACGAGAUGGAAUGUUUAAAAAGUCUUACAAAAAAAAAAAGCGGGAACGCAUGAAGAUUUGAACAUUUAUUGGACAGUAAGUGAAUUACACUGCGGCACCAAAAAAUGUGAACGGUUAUUUUAGCAUUGCAGUGAAGUUAAAGCUCGCAGUAUUUUCGUUGUAUUGACACUUAUAAUGGUUUGCUUCACGUUACCAAAACUUAUUUGACUUAUCUGACUUUUUUUUCUAGUGAACCUGAUGUUUGCAGAUUUUUACACAUCUAAUCACUAAGUCAGACCAGACAGUAUCAAAGUGACGACACAGCAAACACUGAGUAACGGUCAGUAAUUAACUAUCUGUGAAAUAUAUAAACAAAUUUAGUGUUAUUAUUGAAUCCAAUUUUGAAAACACACAUAUUGUAUAUUACUACAUAACCUCUUACAUACAAAAUGGUUUCUGGCUGUUCUAAUGAUUUUUUUCUCUAUAUUCAUCAAUUUACUUUCUAGAUUUGAAUAUAUGUACUACAUUCUAUUUAAUGUUAUUCUCAUGUUUUAUUUUAUAUAAAUCACUGUAAUGACCAAUGCUCAUGACCACCACAUCAUCCUCAGACUAUCUCUGACGUCUUAUAAGACUUUUUAAUGACACUCAUCACUCUUAGCUGCACCAAGGCGUCAACCUGCUGUGUAACUUUGCCUGGUUUCAGAUCAGCUGAUUACAGAGUCAAGUUUUUUUUUUUUGUCCCACAGUCAUGGAUGCACCUGUGCUGUUGGUUUGUGGUGAAAUUUUUAGCCUUGACGUUCAUCAGUCCCACAAUACGACAACAGGCUCAUUAUGACUUGCACAGUCAUAUAAUGUUUUUGUUUUUUUUUUCUGAAAUGUCUGGCUAAAGUCACAGUAUGUGGAUCUUAAACCUCCUCUUGUCUUCUUCUGUUAAAAGAAGAAAGAGAUUUGGAUUACAUCAUUUUCAAAUUAACACUUUCUACACUCUGUAUUUCAUGAAAAGUUUGCUUGUGGCUCAGUCUCACUGCUAAAUUACCACAAGAAAAAAAAGGACUCUGAACAUUUUUUACUCUGUUUUGAACAUCUUACAUUGCUGCCUUGUCAAGUUGCGUGACGUUCCCAUGUUCAUCGUUCUUUUCUCACAGUCUCUCCGUAUAUUGCUACUGUAGCAACGCAAAUAUGGCGGGACUAACUGUAUGACUAUGUGUGUGUGUGCUUAGUCGUUGCAGUCACACCCUUGUAGCUACCCGCUGUGUUCAAAGCAUAGCUGGACACAUCAUUAGGACUGCAGGUCAAAAUAAGGAGCUCAUUACUGCCUCAGCAGAUACACUGUAAAACUUCAUCCUCCAAACUGUUAGAGAUCCGACACUGCGAGGGUCACAGUCGGCUUUAUUGUAGCUUUUGUUGAUUGGACGGGCAGAGCAGGGAUUUUUGAGGGGGAAGUGGGGCUACCUGCUCAGAGUUAGACAAGUUUUUGACAUUAGUCCUUGGUGACGGUUGAGCAUGAAUCCCUUCUGGUGGAGACAAAUCACUGUAUCGAAAGAUAAAAGCAAAACCUUUGCUGCAGCAAAACUAUGGGUUAUUACUACUUGGGUUUUAUUUUUGUUGCUCCAGCCUCUGGUCAGCAAACUGAGUUAGUAAUGUCAGUUCCACAACAAUGUCUAAAGUUUCCUAACAUUACUUAACAUUAACUACUAAAGCUCAUACUAGAACAGAUAAAGCUGUAGUGGAAAAAAUCUCACGAGUGUAUUAAAUAGAUGAAGAGAUUUUACUGAUGUGGAAGAAUGUUUUAUUCCUUCUGUUAAAUGUUACAUCAUCUCGAUUUAAAGAUUAAAACAUGACCCAUCAGAAAAGAUGGCACGUGGGAAGAGGUUAAAGUGAUUUUACUCUACCUUUUAGAUAUUUCCCACAUUUCUUCAAGCCUUUUUCUUUUUCUUUGGAUUUCUUGACAUUUUUGUGUUUGAUAAUCGGCCCAGACCCAGGACAGACAGACAGCCCACAGGAUGCCCCCGUCAUGCUAUCUGAACAGCAAACUACCUCCUGUUUCUAGUUUUGUGUUCUACAACAAAUCCUUUCAGGGUAGGAACAUACAUCUCUUACUUCGUCUUACUACAUCCUUAUUUCACCUAAUUCCAGAACAAGGCUUGUCGACCAGAGCAGAACACAGUAUGGAAACAGAAAAAGGACAUAAGGACAGAUUUGAAUUUUAUAAGCAACAGAAAACCUAACUGUAAAGUUUAAUCAUACAAAAAAAUUAAACAAUACUUACCUUUGGCAUUUAAAUUCUAAUGGAUUCAUAGAACUGAACAUUAGAUAUUAUCCAAAUUAUCUAAAUUGAUGUGCUUUAGAUUCUCCUGUUUGAAAAUGUAUGUAGGUAAUUUCACAUAAUUGAAAUGAAAAAGGAAGUAGAUAAAUAGGUUUCAAAGUAAAAUAUUUCAGAUAUCACUGUAAAGUCAGUGAUAUUACAUUUUCAACAUUUAUUCAGUUGCUUAUAAAAAUUUGAAUUAUUUUGGCCUUUAUUUGCCUCCGUACUCACACACACACACACACACAAACACAACUUACUACCACAGUAACGUGUAUAUGUUUGUGGUGCUUCGGCUGGACUUAUAUACAUAAAUAUAUUUUCUUUCUUCCUCGCUCACUAACUAAGCCCCAUGAAGCCGCGACUGUAUGUAUGUGUGUGUGUCUGUGUGUGUACGCAUGCAUGUGUUUGAUAUAAGUAUACUUUGCGCGUGUGCACUCUAGUGUGUGUGUGUGCGUGUGUGUGCGUAUGUGUGCUCGUGCCUGUGAGGCACCUUUAUAAGAGAGUUUUAAUAGACCAUGUGAGGUGUUACACAUAAGAUCUUUGUUUACUAAAGCUAUCCAAAUACUAUAUUGUAUGCUUGUCAUAUCUUCUUAACAACGUGCACUAUGUUUGCAUGUACAGUUUUACAAAGGAUGCACCAGUUCCUUUUGUUAAAAACUGAGUGUUUUGAAAUAUAAAAAAAAAAUCUAUAUGAAAAUUAACUGUACAAAAUGGCCUUAAAUCUUUCACUGAUUUUCUUGGAAUUGUGCGAUGCCUUCUUCAGAAAAAUGAAUUGUUUAAAGGAAUUUAAUCGUUAUCUAUUUUGUGUCAGUGUUUCUAUUGCUUUCUAGUGUAUUUUCUUUGCACAAGUUCAAUUAUGGGAACAAAAAAACAAAACAAAAAACAAACAAAAAAAUGAUCUUGUACUUUUUUGAAACCGUGAUUAAUCAGAGAAAGCAUGGCUGAAGUACUGAUUGUCUGAUAAUACAUAUAAUAGAUGACUAUUUCUGUAUCAAACUAUUGAUUUUUAAAUAAAUAUUCAUAUUAAACACAA